Molecule: messenger RNA, 1713 nt
Organism: Guillardia theta CCMP2712
Lineage: Eukaryota; Cryptophyceae; Pyrenomonadales; Geminigeraceae
Exons: 5
Coding region: 1-1713 (570 amino acids)
Source: RefSeq, a predicted model, not a curated record
AUGCCGGAAGUUCUCAUCGACGAUGCGCCGCUGCGGCGGAAGAUGGAGGAGAUGCAUAAAGCCACCCAGGAUCUCCAGAAGAAGAACGACGAAGUUGUCUUCUUGCUCCAAAGGGAAAAAGCUGAGCGAGAGCAGAUAGAAAAGGAGAUUAGGGAGCUCCACCGCUCCUUAGGAAACAGCAAUUCAUCUCCAGCUUCACUUUCAGACCAAGACGUCAAAGCGCUGUUGAUGCCCAUGCUCGAGAUCAAGUUCGCUCAGCUCAAGGACGAACUCCUAGCUGAGCUCAAACACGCGACCGUGACGAACUUAGAAAGCGUCAUGACGCAGGUGGAGCCUGUGCUGGAGGAGAACACCAACACAGUAUCAAGUGUGAGGGAGGAGAUAUCACAACACCUCCUAUCAGUGCAGUACCUGCAACACGAGUACGAGCGGUUGAUAGCUGGCUCUUCCAUCAACGACAUGAGGUCGAGCAUACAACAACUGGGAGAGGCCGUGGAGCUCCUGCAGCAAACAGCGCAGCAUCCUCAGUCGACGUCAUCAGAGGUGCAGGUUGACGGACCCAACAUGGCAGAAGUGUCGACGAGUCCAGCUCCUCGGGGCAAGUCAGCGUCCCCGGUGGACGGAGAUGCGAUCUGGACGCGACUCGAGGAGAUCGCCGAGCAGCAGGAGAGGAUGAGAAGGGAAAUGGAGGAGCUGGCGUCAAGCUCGCAAGCAGAGCUCUCUCAGCAGAUUGAGAGGAUUGCGCAGACGCAGAACGUCUUGGAGGAGAAGCUGCGAGCAAUGGACUCGAGCAUGGCGGAGAACGCACAGGUCACCGAGAUGACGUCAAAGGAGUUCCUCUCCGCUCUUGAGAUGUUGAAGGAGAAGAUCUCCAGCACUACCAAGCUCCUCACCUCCUCCCCCAUCGCCAACCCGGUCAGGGAAGUCAGCACGUACGUCCACAUGCCCCCCAACCCCACGCAGAUGCAGCAGAUCUCUCAGACCCUCAAGACGCACAACGCGGAGCUGCAGAUUCUGUUUCGCACUAUGGUGAAGAUGGAAAAGGACCUGGACUCCAAAGCGCAGCAGGAGGAGCUGGAAGACAAAGUCGAUCGCUCGUACGUGCGGUCUAUCUUGCAAGAUGUCUUUUCUCAGGUCCAACAGAGCAUGGAUCGCGUGCGAGGGUUCGCUACGGGCGAGGAGGCGAGCGAUGAGAUCCAGGAGCUAUGGAGGGCCUUCAAGUCGUUACAUCAGACCAUGACCAAGAAGGCGGACAAAGGCUUCGUCAGCGGCAUCAUGCGGGAGGUUCUCGAGGAGCAGAGCAAGGCGGCUUUCCUCAACGCUGUCGGCUACACCAAGGACGUGUACCUGCUCAAGCCUCCGCAAAGUUCUCCAGCUCGUCGAGCCCCAGAGGAGCCCGAGACCAAAGACAAGCCCGCCCAUCGCAACCUCCCCAUGCCUGCCUACGUGUCGGAGCGGGUCAAGGGAACAGACGGGAGGUUCUACCACGGAGUCAGCGACAAGGUACCACUCGACGUCCGUCUGCUCCUGCGGCGGAAACAGCAUCUCCGCGAUCGAAGUGAUAACAUCCCUAAAAUCCUGAGAAUUCCUUUCCCUCCUCCCGUCGAUCUUCCGUACUUCUGUGACCAACAUUGCAGAGCCCUCGUGACGGAAGGGAGGAAGCCUGAAAUGACACCUGAGGCAAAGCGUCUGCUGAUGAUGAACACGAACUGA